Molecule: messenger RNA, 2838 nt
Organism: Oncorhynchus nerka (sockeye salmon)
Lineage: Eukaryota; Metazoa; Chordata; Actinopteri; Salmoniformes; Salmonidae
Product: potassium/sodium hyperpolarization-activated cyclic nucleotide-gated channel 1-like
Exons: 10
Coding region: 88-1653 (521 amino acids)
Biological process (GO): potassium ion transmembrane transport; regulation of membrane depolarization; sodium ion transmembrane transport
Cellular component (GO): dendrite; HCN channel complex; axon
Molecular function (GO): voltage-gated potassium channel activity
Source: RefSeq, a predicted model, not a curated record
GACUGAGUUAGACGCGACUCUUCAGCAGCCCAGGGAAGGAUGGCCAGCUCGGUCGGCUGAACAGAGGAACUGUGUGCUCCUUCUGGGAUGGAGAACUCCCAAGCCCCUGUCAGCAGACGCACAGCCAGCACCUGUGGUUGGAGAGGUGUCUUUCUGCCUCAGCUGAACAGGCAAUCUCUAUCUGUGUACGGUAGCGAGAUAGCUGUGGAGAAGGAAUGUAUACGCCAGCUGCAGAGUGGAGUCUGGGUCAUCCACCCAUUCAGCCCCAUAAGGAGUUACUACAUCAUGUGUAUGGUUGCCAUCACAUUCCUGAAUUUGAUUGGGAUCCCCAUGGAGAUAGCUUUCUUAGACGGGUACAGUGGAGUGGGCUGGGAAGGUUUCAAUGUCUUCUCGGACACUCUGUUUCUGAUGGAUGUGGCUCUGAAUUUUCGAAUGGGUAUCAUCUCUGAGGACAGUGAGGUGGCUAUCCUGGAUAUCAAAAAGAUCAGUGUGAUUUACCUAAAGAGUUGGUUCAUACCAGAUGUGAUUGCAGCAUUCCCAAUUGGCUACAUAUUAUUAAUUGCGGAGUUACAAUCCCACAGUGACACCUCCACCUCAGGUUCGAAAGCCAGUAGAAUGGUCCGGAUUCUCAUGUUUGUCCGAAUCAUCAGCCUCGUCAGGCUCCUCAGAGUCUCCAGGCUUGUCCGCUUCUUCAACGAAGUUGAGAAGGUUUCAAAUGCCAACUUGGAGUAUGUUCAACUGUUCUUCCGCAUACUGUCUUUGUUUAUGAUGAUGUUCCUGCUGUGCCACUGGAACGGCUGUAUCCAGUACUUUGUCCCGAUGCUGGAGGAGUUCCCAUCAGACUGCUGGGUCAGACGAGAGAAACUGAUGAAUGCCACGGUUGGUGAGAAGUAUUCCUUUGGAGUGUUUCGGGCUCUCUCUCAUAUGAUCCAAAUAUCCUAUGGCUCCACGGAGUCACCAACAAAUGAGGUGGAGCUGUGGGUGGUCAUGACCAGUAUGCUGUCUGGGGCUCUAAUGUACACUGUACUGGUGGCCAACGCUGCUGCCAUAAUAACCAACGUAGACCAAGCAGCAAAGGCCUACAAGAACAAGAUGAAUCAUCUAGAUGACUACAUGACUUUCUUGAAGCUUCCUAAUGACCUUCGGCUUCGCAUCAACAAGUACUACGGGGCCCGCUAUGGGGGGAGAUGGUUUGACGAGAAGAAUUUUCUAAUUUCAGUCUCCUCAGCUUUGAGAGAGGAGAUUCUGACGGUGAUGUGUUCGAGCCUGCUGAACAACGUACCCAUGUUCCAGAACCGAGAUGUCAACUUCCUGAACACCGUCCUCCUCCAGUUUCAGCACGAGGUCUUCCAGGAGGAUGAUGUCAUCUUCCACCAGAACGCGCCCGGCGACCGCAUGUUCUUCAUCGAGCACGGCCAGGUCCUGGUGGAAACAGACUCCUUCCCGCAGGAGCUGGCUGACGGCGACUACUUUGGAGAGACCUGCCUCAUGACCAAAGGAAAGCGCUUGGCCACGGUGCGAGCUCUGACCACGUGCCAGCUCUUCUCCCUGUCCUCAGAUCGCUUCCAGAGGGUUCUACAGAGCUUCCCUGACAUAAGGAGGGACAUGGAAAAGUAUGCACAACAGGACAAGGAAGAUGUGAUACAUCUCUAGUGCAGUGUGCCCAUUUAUGUGACCACUUAUGUAUAGUGUAGCUCAGACUUGGUACUGUGUAGACUGGUCUAAAAUUGUAUUAUACUUUAUGUAUAAAGAUUUUAUGAAUAUUUAUUUCUUCAAAUUUAGCAAAUCCACAAUACAUGUUUAGCUGUGCAUCAUACAACCCAUAGUCUAAUAGUUAUACUCUAGAUCUGGGUGGAUCCCAAACACCACACAAUAUUGUUUCUUUAACUGAGAAUGUAUUCCAGGACAGGCAAUGAUUAAAAUAGUUGUUUUGUUUUUCUAAUCGUUUAUUGUGAAGAAAUGUCAGUUACAUAAAACAAGGUCUAUUUGGUUAUGAAACAGCUGAAAUAAAAAGGGAAACAUAGUUUCAGUUGACUGAACAUCUGGAGGUUUUUUUAAGUAGUGUAUUCAUUCAUGUGUGCCCAGCCCCAGCAGAUGCAGCAGCUGAACCUAAGCCUGCAAGACUAGCCAGCCCCCCUCUCUCUUAUCCAAACACACACAAGGUGCCCGAGGCCAGCCUAUGUUUGUACUCGUACAGGUAGUAGGAGGCUUGGGGGAAGUUACACUUCAUCUCCAUCUUGCCCGGCACCACAUGGACAGCCACCGCUGAGCCCAGCCCCUCCUGCAGCUUCUUCAGCAUGCGAGAAGCCAGGUAGCGUCGGGCCUUCCCUGGGUCCUCCUCGAUGGCAGCGUACACCUCUGGAGGUGGGUUGGGGAUCUUCCACUCCAGGUCCACGAUCAGCUGGUGGAUGUGGUUCUUGUCCAGCGAGGUGGGCGCGUCACGGUAGCAGGCCACCACAUGAGGGCAUGGUGCCUCAGAUGACACGGACAAGAAGUGGUUGGGCUGUAGUGUGUUCCCCAGGCCCUCCCCCCCAUCCUCCUCCAAGGGCCCCGUGGCAGGGUGCACCAUGACGGCCCAGCGCAGCCAGUCGUAGUUCUUCUCCAGGGUCUUUAGAAUGCCGGCUGCCGCCUCCUCGGGAGCUGAACGGCUUUGCAUGGCCUCCUGCAGCUGCUGACGCACGUCCUCCUCCGCCUGCUGUAGGAAGUAGCCCGAACAGCGACCCCCAGUGGUCUUCAUCUUCCUAUAGAGGGCACCCAUGCGCUCAGACCAGGUCUUCAUCAGCAGGGCCUGAUCUCGGCCCGUAAGGAAGGCCUGGGUGAAGAGGCACAGCAGACCUG